CGCCAGCUCAUUCACAGUCCCAUCACCAACCUCUGUCGCUUCCCCUCUCUCUCCCGUGCGCGCUUACUUUCUUCUCUCUCUCGUCCUUCAAUGUUUUACCUGCCAGAUCUCUCGGAGUAACCCUUGGGGGCCUUUGGUUUUGGGUUUUCUUUAUCUUCCUUGAGAGCUUUUGUCGGAGGUUUUCCAUAUCGUAUCAAUACUCCAUCAUUUGGAGGAUAUCCUUGUACUGUUCCUGAUUUUUCGCCGCAUAUCUUUCCGUCGACUAUAUAUUCGACUUUCCUACCAGAUAUCCUCUGGGUUUUAUCUCGUUUCUUCCCACUCCUUCUAGCCGAAACAGAGUCUUCUCUUCUGGCGGAGGAGAAUAAUGGCGAAUGGUUUGGAUAGAGAAAGUGGGCUUACAAUGUUCAGUGAUGACGAACUGAGGGAGAUGAGUGGGGUCAAGAGGGUUGAAGACUAUGUGGAGGUAACAUGUGGGUGUACUAGCCAUAGAUACGGUGACGCUGUCGGUCGGCUUAGGGUUUUCAUAAAUGGGUGCCUGGAAAUCACUUGUGAAUGCACCCCUGGUUGCCAGGAAGACAAGCUGAGUCCUGCUGCAUUUGAGAAACACUCUGGAAGAGAGUCAGCCAGGAAAUGGAAGAAUAAUAUCUGGGUGAUCAUUAAUGGCGAGAAGGUUUCCUUAUACAAAACAGUGCUUCUCAGAUACUACAAUCAAGUGUCAAAAACAGUUAAUGGUUCCAAUAGAUUGAAUCAUGGACGAUCUUGUCAUCGUGAUGAGUUUAUUUGCUGUACAAGGUGCAAAAAAAAGCGCAGAUUCCGUCUGAGAACUAAAGAGGAAUGCCGUGUUCACCAUGAUGCUUUGGCAGAUGCAAAUUGGAAAUGUGCUGAUCUUCCAUAUGACAAAAUAACGUGCGAUGAUGAAGAAGAACGAGCGACUCGCAGAGUUUACAGAGGAUGUGCUCGUACUCCGACAUGCAAAGGUUGCACUUCUUGUGUGUGCUUUGGAUGUGAUACCUGCCGUUUUUCAGAUUGUGGCUGCCAGACUUGUACCGACUUUACAAGGAAUGCUAAAGCUUGAGUCCCGUCUUGUUUUGCUUAAUUCUGAUAUUCACACCCCUCCUCCUCCUUAUGGGAGUCAUUUCUUCUGUUAUAGGAGUAGUUGUUAUAAUUCCUAAUUGGAUUCAAGUUCCAACCGCAGUGCAGUGUUGAUUGUUGUCACUGACUGGAUUAUAAAUUUCUAUCAGUAUUCGCAUUUUGUCUCAA
Molecule: messenger RNA, 1260 nt
Organism: Prosopis cineraria
Lineage: Eukaryota; Viridiplantae; Streptophyta; Magnoliopsida; Fabales; Fabaceae
Product: protein ULTRAPETALA 1-like
Exons: 3
Coding region: 365-1075 (236 amino acids)
Cellular component (GO): nucleus; cytosol
Molecular function (GO): DNA binding
Source: RefSeq, a predicted model, not a curated record